Messenger RNA from Musca vetustissima, 1746 nucleotides. RefSeq lists its product as uncharacterized. The transcript has a single exon. Bases 1 to 1746 code for a protein of 581 amino acids. The record is from RefSeq and is a predicted model, not a curated record. NCBI's taxonomy places the organism in Eukaryota, Metazoa, Arthropoda, Insecta, Diptera, Muscidae.
AUGAAGAUAUUCGUAGUUCUGGCCGCUGUGAUCGCUUGCACCCACUCCUAUGGAGUAGUUGGAGUAGGAGUUGGUAGAGCUAUUUCUGCUGCUACUGCCACAGCAACAGCAUCUGGCAGUGCUGGUGGUUUGAAUGGUGGUUUUGGUGGCGGUUUGAAUGGCGGCUUUGGCGGUCUCGGAGCCGGAGGUUUUGUCAGACCUCCAUUCGGUGGAUUUGGUGGUUUUGGAGGCUCCGGAGCCAUUGGCGGCUUUGGUGGCCCCGCCGCUUUUGGUCGCCCUGCAUUUGGCGGCUUUGGACGUCCUGCAUUUGGCGGCUUUGGACGUCCUGCAUUUGGCGGUUUUGGCCGUCCUAGCUUUGGCGGUUUUGGUGGUUUCGGUGGAUUUGGUGGCAAUGCCGGCGGAUCAGCCUCAUCAAAUGCUGCUGCUAAUUCACAAGCUCUCGGUGGAGGUCUUGGCGGUGGUUUCGGUAAUGCCGGUGGAUCGGCUUCUGCAAAUGCUGACGCUUCUGCCUCAACGGUGGGUGGUGGUCUUGGCGGUGGUUUCGGCAAUGCUGGUGGUCUUGGCGGUGGUUUCGGUAAUGCCGGUGGAUCGGCUUCUGCAAAUGCUGACGCUUCUGCCUCAACCGUGGGUGGUGGUCUUGGCGGUGGUUUCGGCAAUGCUGGUGGUCUAGGCGGUGGUUUCGGUAAUGCCGGUGGAUCGGCUUCUGCAAAUGCUGACGCCUCUGCUUCAACCGUAGGCGGUGGUCUUGGCGGUGGUUUCGGAAAUGCUGGUGGUCUUGGCGGUGGUUUCGGUAAUGCUGGUGGUCUUGGUAAUGCCGGUGGAUCGGCUUCCGCAAAUGCUGACGCUUCUGCUUCAACUGUAGGAGGUGGUCUUGGCGGUGGUUUCGGCAAUGCUGGUGGUCUAGGCGGCGGUUUCGGUAAUGCUGGUGGUCUUGGCGGUGGUUUCGGUAAUGCUGGUGGUCUUGGCGGCGGUUUCGGUAAUGCCGGUGGAUCGGCCUCCGCAAAUGCUGACGCUUCUGCUUCAACCGUAGGUGGUGGUCUUGGCGGUGGUUUCGGCAAUGCUGGUGGUCUCGGUGGUGGACUAGGCGGUUUCGGUGGACCCCUUGGCGGAGGUUUGGGUAAUGCUGGUGGUUCUGCUUCAGCAAAUGCCGGUGCCACGACCUCAGCUGUCGGUGGUGGUCUUGGCGGCGGUUUCGGUAAUGCCGGUUCAUCAGCCUCUGCAAAUGCUGGCGCUACAACAUCAGCCCUCGGUGGUGCCGGUGGUCUUGGCGGUGGUUUCGGCAAUGCCGGCUCAUCAGCCUCUGCUAAUGCUGGCGCUACAACAUCAGCCCUCGGGGGUGCCGGUGGUCUUGGCGGUGGUUUCGGCAAUGCCGGUUCAUCAGCCUCUGCAAAUGCUGGCGCUACAACAUCAGCCCUCGGUGGUGCCGGUGGUCUUGGCGGUGGUUUCGGCAAUGCCGGUUCAUCAGCCUCUGCUAAUGCUGGCGCUACAACAUCAGCCCUCGGUGGUGCCGGUGGUCUUGCCGGUGGUUUCGGCAAUGCCGGUUCAUCAGCCUCUGCAAAUGCUGGCGCUACAACAUCAGCCCUCGGUGGUGCCGGUGGUCUUGGCGGACUCGGUGGUUUUGGUGGAUUCGGCAAUGCCGGUAGCUCCGCCUCAGCCACAUCCAGUGCCAAAACUUCAUCAGUUGGUGGUGGAUUCGGUGGAUCCUCUGCUAUUGCCAACUCUGUUGCCAAUGUUGUUGUAGGUUAA